Messenger RNA from Paramuricea clavata, 9573 nucleotides. The record is from the annotation of a GenBank genome assembly. NCBI's taxonomy places the organism in Eukaryota, Metazoa, Cnidaria, Anthozoa, Malacalcyonacea, Plexauridae.
AGCCUCUUGGCCAACUGCGCGGUACGAGGUUAUAAAAGUGAGUGCCAGUGCAGGAAUAAAUCAGAAGCUGUUGCAGUCGUUGGAAGUAAAAACUCAAUCAGUUUUCAGGGAAGUGACAUUUUCCAGGCAAGUGUGAGUUUUGAUAUAAUUUUGUAUAAUAUCAUGCUGCAGCACAAAUCAACCACUUACAUAAAGGUCACCUACAUUAUAUAUCCACUCGUGUCUUUUGUAUUCUGUGUGGCUUGUUGGUAUUAUAAUAUAGGUUUUCAAGAGGGUUUUCGAACAUCAAAGCAUGUAUUUCUCAAAGUCGCAAGCUAACAUUUGCUCUCGUUAUUUUUCAGAAAGUAAACCAUUCACAAGUCAUGAAUUUUGCUUUGGCUUUGUUUCUGUUGUGGUGCGGCCUGACUAUUGUUGAAAAUUUUAAACAGGUAUAUAAAUAUCUUUCUAUUCACUUCGUAGAAACUUUAACCCAUUAAGUUGCAUUGCGCCAUAAUUCUCCCUACUCGGUUAUUAUUUUUUCUGUCUAACGCCAAAUUAUCAUUUAGUCUUAGUUAAUUAAUCUGGUUGCAACAUGAAAUAUAUUUAAUUUAAAUCAGUUUCAGUAGCACAGCAGCUGAUGCAUAAAGGGUCCUCUAAGAAGUUUAGAACUGAUAGAGCUGUAUGUAUACCGAUUGACCAAUAUAUAGCACGGCUUUUACUGGACCGCCUUUAUAGCUAGGUAGUUUGGUUCAGGUUUUCUCCUGAGAGCAUUAGGCAAGACUAUGACUACUAACUGGACAUCUAGGGAGAUUAGUCUACAACUGGUAACACCAUCUAUAAAUAUAGUUUAAUUUUGGUUUCUCCCAAAAGCAACAGAUGGGUUAAUUGACCGUUAUGGAGAACAGUUAGCAAUCUAGAAAUUAUAGAGCCUUUUCGCCUUUGACUCGAGCUUGUAUACAGUAUAUGGUCACUCAUACUAUAUUACUUAGUUCAUGCACAAUAGAGCUACAUCGUUUGUAAAGUUAGGGAGGAGUAAACUGCAUGGAUGCUCAAUUAGCCAUUGUAUAAUUUAUGCAUGAUUGCUGGCGGAGGUAUGUUGCCUUCGAGUGCCUUCGAGUGCCUUCUAGUAUUAAUUGAUUUCAUUCUUCACUGUAGCGUAUUCCAGCAAUGAAUAGUUAUGAUCCUGGUACUUGUAACAAGGCAACUCAUGGGAAGGAAGUUUUGGUCAAAGACAGAACUGAUGAAGAAAUAAUUCUGAUUUGUGUCAAAGAUGAAAAUGUUUAUCAGUGGAAACCCACGGAUGGUAAGUCACGGCCAAAAAAAUUAAGCAAAAUUGCCUCGUAUGUGAGCCUUAGCUUUAACAUAAAUUUUGACAUGUUACGUUGGCAAAAACUUUAAUUCGAACUAAUUAUCCAACCCUACUGAAACAUUCAUCGCAUUAAUGAAACACGUACAUUCAUGAUCCAGCAUGAUCAAUUCUUUAUCCAGCCAUAUAGGAUUUGGUCAAAACUUUAUCCAGUCCUAGGACUAAAAUCAAAACAUAUGCAAAAAUGAAAUAUUUCAUGCAAUGCCAUACUUCUUAUUCUUCAAGGUUCGAAGAACACAGUGGGCGAAUUUUUCAACCCUGGUCAUAAUUGUUCUGAUAUUUUGGACAGGCUUGAAGACGCUAAAGAUGGAUUUUACUGGAUCGCUUUGAAACGAUCAAAUCCCGUGAAGGUUGGAGUUUUUAUUCACUUUUUGUUUAGUUUUUCUUUUCAAACUUUUUGCUCCAUGUUUUGCGGUUUAUAUACCAUAUCUCUUGUUUUCAAUUUUCAAAAUCUUUCUCUAAAAAAACACUCUAGCUUUGGAUGAGCCAAAUCGGAAAUUUGACCAAUUUCCUGGACAUUUCAUGUUUGACCAGGAUUUUGGUUCAUUUAACUAGAAAAUUCUUGUUAGGUUAACCAGACUAUAUAUGUAGAUAUAAUACUUGGUUAUAGACUUGGCAUGCCCAGCAUAAUCCUGGUUACCUUAACCAAAAUUUCCUCGUUAUAUAGAUCAACCAAAUACGAGGGUUCAUAUAGUAGGGUUUUUAAAUCCCGAAUCAUGUCCUCAAAUUUUGUCAUUGUUCUGUACGCGGUUUCUGUCAAUUUUUCAUCUCGCGUAAUGCGGCUUUUUAAAAUCCUAAAUCCCGCCAUUUUUCUCAAAUUUUAUCUUCCCUCUAGGUCUUUUGUGACAUGACGACAGACGGUGGGGGAUUCAUGUUGGUUGGCCGCAAACGUGAUUCCGUCACGUGGACAGUUCCAUCCAAUAACAGGACAGUUGAACCGUACGGUGAACCUCAUUGGUCGAGCUCCCUGGGUGAUGCACCAAUCCUAGAUUUCAGAGUGCAGAUGGCGACUAGCGAGGAUUUUAAAGCAACAAAGGCACACUGGUAGGUUUCAGGAGGAUCUAAUCAAGCUAAUUUAGCCUGCGCGCAGUCUCAAACGAUCCCAUGAGCUCAGUAAAUGGACCUCACUUAUUGUUUCACUUUGUAGCACAGUUGUUAAUGUCUUUGCCUUUCAUAUCUGUGACCAGAGUUUGAUUCCUGCAGUAUGUAUAGUUAUUAGAUUAAAGUCUAUUGACUCCGCAAAACAUGAUAGGUGGAACCUCUUCGAGGAAGAACAAAUAUAGAAACAGAUUGACCCAGAUCUUCAUUGAGUCGAGACACGUAACUAAUGAAAAAUAAUAUUGGCAAUUUGUUAAGGUCCUAUAGAUUACGAUCAAAACGUCCAUUGAAGAAUCUAAUGAUGAAUACUGCUGGCUGUGAUCGUAGAUCAGCUGGGAUUGGAGAUAUUGCUUACGUUAAAGAUCUUCUAAGUAAGAGCAUUGUUACUACAAAGUUACGAUGCUCCAAAUUUGGUUUUGCCUAUCACCAUUUGGUUAAAUUUGGAUGGGUAUGUUCUAUGUAUUCACAUGAUAUGUAUUUGUAUGUUUGUAAACUGUUUACACUGGAUCAGAUUUGACUGGAUAUGUAUUUGUGGUUCAAGCCCGGCUCUUCCACUCAUGCCAGCGGAAUUUUGUUUGUUUUUAAUUUAUUUCAGAAUAAGAUGAAUUCAUGUUUGCAAAAACCAUGUCCAUGGGGCUUUGCCUUUCAUGAUGUUGUAAAGGAUCAAGUUGAUUUCUACGGAGGAUUUAGGUUAGACCUCCUCUUAUUCUAUAUGCCGACAUCUUGAAUUAUUUAGCAUGCAUGCAGUCUCAUUGUUUGAUGUCAUGCAGACUCUAGUAUAGUUACGACAUCAUCACUUGUAAUAAUGAUAUUUUUCCCAAACAGUUUCAGUACUGCAGGAAGCAUUUCUGGCAUGGAAUACAACGCAACUGCUUCAGUAGGAUGCGACAAUGGAUAUGUAAGAACAUUUACUUUACAAAAUAUAUUGGAAAACCUUGCUUCCUACCAUAUCUUAGAAAACCUUGCUUUAUAAUAUAAAUCUUACAUCUAUACAUACAACUGGGUUGAUUUGAAAUUAUAUAUAUUAUCUGCGUCCGUCAUAUGUGGAAAUUAAUUUCAUGCGAAUUACUCUGCUUAGUCUGCUAUUAACAGAGCCUUGCAACUGGAACAUAAGACCAUCUAGUAGGGUAAGGAUUGAGUAUUACUUAAAAACUAAACCAUUUACGAGACUAACUUUAAUUUUGCACAUAUACAUGACAUCUCAAUUUAAUACAAUAAACUAUAUAUACAGUAUAGUAAAUACAGUCACAAGCGUUAAAAAGUCGGUGCUAUUAAUUUCGAUUCGAUAUCAAUAAAACCUAUAUUCGCUAACUGAUUUUAAUUGAACUCGUCCAAUGUCAUGGCGUAUAUUAAUUAACCGUUUGAAAGGUGGGAAACUUGUUAACCUAGAAUAUUGUAUUUCUCUUACAUAACUAGUGUUGUGGUUGCUACGGUCCUGUGGGAGGUACGAAAGAUUACUGUGCUGGACAUUGUAAAGCCAUUAAUGAUGGCAUAGUUACAAAAACUGUGUUCACGUGGUUUUGGGUGAGAUCCAGUCUUCCUAAGAGACUCUGGAAGAAAUGCAUGGAUUAUCAAGUGAAGAAAGAUAAUGGGAAAUUGAUCUCGUAUAAGUUGGUUGGACACAGUGUUAUUCCUGUUGAGGUAAAGAUAUAAGACACUUGAAAUCUUUAUUACGUCCUUGAGUUGGACAAACUUUUCAUGAAGUCCUAUGACUGGACGAAGUAUGCAUGAUCCAGUCCCAGGAAUGGUUAAAAUUAUCAAUUCCGCCUAGCCGGACUAGAUAUAGACUAGGAAUUAUGAAGUUUAUUCAAUUAAGGUUGUCCCCGAGCAAAGCGCGGAAAAGUCGAAUACGAGCGCGAAAGGCUGCUGGGAAUCGCUAAAAAAUUCAUUAAUUUGUUAGCGAUUCCCAGGAAGCCUUUCGCGCUCGUAUUGGACUUUUCCGCUUUGCUGGGGGACAACCUUAAUUGAAAUAGCUGUAUACAAAUAUUUUAAAUCGAUAAUGUUAUUUCUGCAAGCAAUAGUUUCCAUAUUUUAACAGUAAACUUUCACUAUUCUGUCAUGCAUUGACUGAGUUUGUUAUAUGAUUUAAAAAAAUUCCAUGAAAAUAAUUCAUGUUGAUGAUCGUGUUUUUUUGUCAAGGGUCGUUGCGGAAAAGACUUCACACUUCUACACGAUGGGGUAAGUUGGAAUUUUAAGAAAUAUCUGAUAUUAAUAUAUUCGUUCAAUUAUCAGCUUUCAAUAUUCAACUACUGUAGAAGUAAGGAGAAUGAUGUAUUAGUAUUAUUUUACUCAAGGUUUAUAUGUAAUAGGUAAAGCACCCGGAGGAGUGCUUUAUCAGAUAUAAAACACGAGUGCGCAGCACGAGUGUUUUAUAUCUGAUAAAGCACGACUACUACUUAAAGCGACCCAUUUAUAUGUUAACGUACUUGUAAAAUGAAUUUAUUUGUUUACUUUAUUAGUAUGCACUGCCCAUGGGGACAAUCUCACGCUUUAUUAAUAUGCAUUUAAAAUCUGAAUUAAUAUUCAUCAGACUUUCAUAAACAUCCCUCUAACAUGACUUACUGAUCUUUAAUGCAGUUUACAAGUGUGUACAUGUGACCUAAAUACCGCGUCGUGAUUUGUUUGUAUAUAGCCUUAUUAAUUAUUCAUGCAUUCAGUACAAAUUUAAAUGUUAUUAAUAUUUUUUUAGAUUGUAGUCGUACCAGACUCCUCUGCCGCGCAGAAAGUGCCUGCUAUUGAUGGUCUACUGGAAUAUCGCAAGGACAAACAAGAACUUUAUCUCAGAUCGAACAAAACAUGGAAUGUACUGGCCCCAAAGGUAGGACUGUAAAACUUUUUAAAAAUCGAAUCACACCUUAUUGGUCAAUUUAUCUUUGUCCUUUCACACAUGCGCAGACAUGACACUCUAAGCUAAGGGUCCAGUGUUUUAGAAUUAUUACUGUAUACUUGAAUAAAAAACACACUUUAAUUUUGUAGCAUAUAUCAUGUAUUUAAUAUUUAGUAGCUUGUAUAAUUUCGCUUUUGUUUUGCUUUAAACUAUGCAGGAGACGGACAGAACACACAAGUUAAAUUUGGAUAAGAUUACGAAACUCGAGCAGAACUUGACAAAUGUAAGUUAUCGCAAUUUACGUAUCAUGUAGGGAAUAUUAUCUAAUUUUUCUAAAAAGCUAAUAAUUCUAAUUAUUACUUCCUACGGUAGUGAUAAUGUUGGGGUUACUGUUACCCUUUGGCUUUGGCUUUGGGACAACCAAAAGGUUUUUGGUAUAUCUGCUCUAGUGCCUUUGUUUCCAUGCUUUUCCGGCAAUUGUGGAUAAGUAUACUGUCCCAGUACCUGCACGGAGACACAAAAUUUUGUAUCCAAUUUUUUUGGUAGCCAGUAGAAUCUUUCCAUGCAAGAAUAGUAUAACAUAGUCAUACUUUUUGUUCCACUAAAUGGUUUUAAUACAUCAUUUUAUUUAUUUAUUAUUAUCAUCCUGUUUAGUUGGAAAAUCUAGUAAAGAAACAAGAUAUCGAUAGUUUAAUCACUAAGCUGGUGAAAGGGGGGUGUAAGUAGAAAACUAAGUAUUAAUCUGUUGUCUCGAGCGGAAUGUGGUUGAACUCACAUCUUCGCGGAUUUCUAGACCUGAGCCAAUGGGAUUGGAAGCGAAUUUUAUCCAGUUUUUCUGCACGAAAUAUUCACGUAACGACUUUUAUAAAACUCUUCUCUUAGAGAUAGGACGUGCUGUGUUUUAAUUCAAUAUAUUACUGAAUUGCCUUCAAAAAUUGAAAACUAUUUUCAUAUUGAGAAUUGAUAUUAUUAAUAUUAAUCAUAUUGUUAAUUUCGUUUGAAUUGAUUUUAUAAUGAUUUAUUCUUCACUAAAUCAGACAGAACAAAUACUCCCAAACCAGAAAGCCUCAGCGUGACGAUUAGCCUACAUGCAUGGCAGAUGGUACCCACGAAGGAUUAUCUGAAAGACAUACAGGACGUCUUGUGCUAGAACCCCGCCGCCACAAAUGAAGUUAAAACUCAUUACUAAUUCCCAUUUCAGUUUCUCUCUUAAUAAUGAUCGGUCUCAUUAAACUAAUUUAGUUCUGCUACCACAACGUAAAGAAUGCUUUGGAUAUAAAUGGCUGAAUGAAAGCAGCAGAAACAAAAAAUCUCGAGCUGCCAACAAUUGUGACGAUCGUCUUUCCACGGGAUGGUACAGAUUUGGAGGCGGAGCUGGGAUCAAAAUUCUGACAUCAUGUUUACGCUCCCCACAAUGUGGAGCUGCUAGCCCAGGUUGGAUGAAUGGUACUCACCCUACAGUUGUUCAAGGAAAGGUGACUAGGAACAUGUGUUUUGGUUGUGGUGGCUAUUGUUGUUAUGCGCAUACAUAUAUCGAGGUUGUGAAUUGCGGACAGUAUUAUGUGUACAAACUAGAUCGUCCUCCUCAUUGUAAUUUAAGAUAUUGUGGAUCAGAUAAUUAAUGCAGAUUGUUCCACGUACAUAUUACACGAAGCAUUUUCACUACUUACGGGCGGGAGAUUGAACUGAGAUUGGAUUUGAUUAGACACCAACUCUCUAAUAAACUCUCCUUAUCUAAUAUAUAGACGUCCCAGUCAAACUAGACUCUUUAUUGAGCAUCUCUGUAAGAGCUAUAAAAGAUGAAGAAUUUCGCUAUCUCACUUUACAAUCUGCAAGGAAGUGUCGUUAAAACUAAGCGUAAAAACUGCUGCUAUAAGAUUGAACAGCCCUCUCUAUAGGGUCCUUAUCUUAUAAACGCCCCCCUUUGAAGUAUGAAAAUUUAAUCAACACCCAGGUCCCAGGGUGUUUUUUUUUAAGGUGUUUUACAUCAUUUGUGGUAUCCUAUCAUUAUUAGUUGAUUUCAGUUUUGUCGAAUGUUUUGUUAUCAGUAUAUAGAUAUACGAACAGUUAAAAGCAAAAACAGUUCAUGGAACAUAGACUUCAUAAUUAUCAUUGUUGCACGCAUAUAUUGUAGUAUGCAUAUACUAGCAAACUGAGCAAAAUAUAUAAUCUGCAUGCAUGGAAAAACGUUUCGGAUCUACGCCUAUAGGCGAUAAUCGUCCACUGAAAGUGAGACGGUAAUUUGCUGAAUGCUAGCUGGUUCAUACGCCGGGACUGGAUUAAUUUGGAACUCUGGACAGAUGAAACAGGACAAAUUCUGGAGCAUUCGAGCAACUUGCAACGCAACUUCUAACACAGACUAAGAGCCAUGUUAUCAGUAGUGUGACAGAGGAAGAGGGGGCUCUUUAUCCCCUUAGGCAUAUUUGGUGCGGGGGCCCCUGUUGACUGUUGUCAUUGUUUGACUGACAUAUUAUAUUUAUAUUGAAUAUUUACAGAAUGUUCUGGAAAAUUCCGUGUCUAUAACAAUAACAGUCUCCAACGGCAACACAACUAAUAAGAAUAACUUUUGUUUUAUUUGAGAUGGAAAUGAUGGAAUAACAAAAUCAGUUACCAUUGUCGAUGUUGUGUCCAUGGAGGCUUUAUUAUUUAGCAUUAUUAAUUUUGCAUUUUUCCAUUGAUUCUUAACUUGCAUUUUUUACGUUUUCUAAUUUUCUGGGCGAUAGGCCGUGGCUGGUGGGGCCCUUAACUGUCGGGGGCCCUUAGUUUCUUAACUAACUCUACCCAAUGAGCGUUAAGCCACUGGGAUGAUGUUGUCUAUAUAAAGUAUAGUCGCAGGAAAACUCCUGUAUAGUAUGGCCUACCAUUUACUCCGCCGGCGUUUCAUCACAUUUCUUUCAUUUCUCAUCCCUUACUGUAAGAGUAUGUUAUGCAAAGAAAGUGUCGGCAGAGUAGAAUGCGGCUUUUUAAAUACUUGUGACUACUUUUAAAUAGCAUGGCUCUGUAUCUGAAAUAGACCAAUUCGGCUAACGUUUAUUUAUACCCAAUUCACAACUUUAGAUGCUAUAACUCACAUGCCUAUACAUGCAGGGUGUAUAAAAAAAAACGCAACCUCGGAAUUUCCUAAGAAAUUACUUUGCAAUUCCUAAGCAUAAAAGAUUUUAGGCCCCUGGGAAUUGAAAUCGAAUUGCUAAUACAGGGUGUCUCAAAAAAAACCAAAAUCAUUGAAAUUGACGUAUUGUUCGAUAUUCAAUGCCCUAGCACUAAGUUAAUCCCACGAGUGCAUAAAAGAUUGACAUAAGUACAUAACUGCUAUAAUGAAUGGUAAUACUCAGCGUAAACUUGUUAUGUCAGGCAUAAAGUACUAAACCCACGAAUGCAUAUUACGCAUAUUACAAUUUACGAAGCAUUUUUAAAUUCCCAUGAGCAAACAAACGUUCACUUUACAAAGAUAUUUUAAUUUUUUAAAACAAAUUAAUCCCCCUGUCAAAAUCCUUUGUGUUACGGCAUUGAAAUUCGAACAAUACGUUAUUUCAAUGAUUUUGGUUUUUUUUGAGACACCCUGUAGAUCAUAUUACUGUUGUUGUGCAUUAAAUAAAUGCAUAAAUUUUGCUUUAUGCACUGGCGUGUGCAGUAAUUUUGACAGUUGUGCUAUUUUAAAUUCCCAGGCGCCUAAAAUCUUUUAUCUUUAAAACAAUGUCGAUUACUUGGGAAAUUCCGAGGUUGCGCUUUUUUUGAUACACCCUGUAUAUAGUUACUAUUGUUGUAGUUUACAGAAGCAUAUAGAUUAGAACAAAGGUAUAUACAGUAACUAAGCUUUACUGAGGGGAUGAUUCGCAUCGGGAAAAAAUCUCGAACUGGACCUGGGUGUGGAACCCAGGUGGACAGAACAUGAAGCGGAACAAGCAGCGACAAAAGCAAAACUGACGAGAAAGGGUUGGAAAGCAUGGGUGGGAAGCUCGAAGCAGCUGAUCGCGAACGCCUCGUUGCUGGCUCUUCAUUAUAUAUUCACAAUUUAUAUUCAUACAACAACGUGUUAUGCGCAACAGUGUGGGCGUAUCUUAAUUCCCAGUUAACUUCCUUUUAUUGUGCCAAUGAAACACAAAUUUAAAACACAAAAGAACGAUUGAAUAAUUAGUACAUGGCAUGGUAUUUUCCUUUUGAAUCAUAUAGCGGCUAGCCUAUAGGCAGAGCAUAGAAUUAAAGCUUGCUUAAUUAAACUCCUUUUAACCAUGCAUGGCGAGGCUUACAUGCAUUUUAAGAUUUGCCUUAUAUUUUGCUGAUAUUUCGCCAGGACAUUAUUUGA